AUGAUGAGUGGCACAAUUCAUGGACUGAGUUGGUUUCCGCAAUUUCCAGACAAAUUCGUAACCUGGGGACAAGAAAUUAAGCUUUAUGAGCGCACGCAACACGAUGAUAGCCGGCGAAGUGCAUUGCCAAAUAUAUCGGCUAACUUCUUAGCCACAGAGACGCGGUACCAGUAUGCGCGUUGUGUGCAGCCGUCCUACCACAAAAACCGGCCGAUUAUCGCCGUUGGAUUGGGUGAUGGAAAAGUUGGUAUUUGCGAUUUUCAUGAAACUGUCGACAAUAGCUGGGAAUUUACACCACGCCAGCAACGCAUGUGCCUUUGUCUAGCCUGGAAUGAGUUUGACCACAAUGUAUUGGCCAUAGGACAUGAUCGUCAUCGCUCCGAUUCAUGUAUUGCAAUUUGGGAUAUAGAACGUGGUGUUCCCAAAGAUGCAGUAAGUUUCUUUGGACACUCGGAGUCUGCCCACUCAAUGUGCUGGGACAAAAAUCAUCGCAUGCUUAUUGCGGGUGUAAGCCAGAAGCAGAUAAAGCUGUUCGACUUAAAGCAGGGCAACACUACCUGCCAAUCCAUACAAACGAAAAUGGUACAUGGCCUCGCUGUGGCUCCAAAUGGGAACUAUCUCUGUUCUUACUUGGAUUCGGUAAUUAUGAUAUGGGAUUUACGAGUGCUGGACCAUCCGCUGAAGACCAUACAAUCGGGAAAGAAUCAUUUACAACUUAGUUGGUGUCCAACGCGAUCCAGCUUACUUACCUCGCUACAACGUGAAUCUCCCUUCAUCACCCUCUAUGAUAUACGCAGCGUGGACGCAGAAAGCAGUCGGGAGGUGUACCAUGUGAAGCGACAGCUGCAGCCAUUCCAAGCUAAGUACUAUGCUUCAAACAAACCGCCAACACUCACCUAUAUCUCCUGGCACAACACGGAUUAUGAGCGUGCUCUGCUGCUUUCGGAACAAGGGACCAUUUUGGAAAUUCGUUUACCGCUUUCUCUGCUCACCACUUAUAGCAACCAUAAAAAAAUACCGCUCCUGCCACAGCGUCCACUAGCCAUUGCAAGCACUCCAACACGUCAAAAUAGCAGCCAAAGCACUUCAUCUAUUAUAUCUACAUCCACACUCAAUUCGGCGCUUAAUUUCGAGAUUCUUGACCAAAACUUAUCCAAAGAAGAAUUGGUUGAAGAAACCUAUCAGCGUGCUCUUAGUGAUUAUGGUUUGAAGACAGAUAGGCAUGUCGACGGGUUGCCUUUGACACCAUAUUUGAAAAGUGUUUGGCUAACUUUGAGUAAUUUGUAUAGAGAAGAACGCUUAACGGGUUUGAAAACCAUCUUGGGCAUUAGUUUAGGUCACACAUCAGAGGCGUUGAUGGCCUCAUCGCGUAUUGAGUCGCGUGUAUUGCAAUGGCCUGAUUUCAUAAAUUCCAAUAAUUUGGUGUGCUACAGAAGUGAACAACGCGAUGUGGCGCUGAAACUCUGCGGCUGGGUGUUCGAACAGGACUUGGAACGCUUCGUAAACGGGCUAUGUGACAACAAGGAGUUCAGUCGCGCUGCCAUGAUUUGCGUAUUUCAUCUGAAAAUCGUUUUUGCUUGCGACAUACUCUCAAAAGCUGCAGAUCUCUCACGCAACUCGAAGGAUCCUCACGAUGCCAGCAUGUUUCGCAUUGCCGCUAUUGCCCUAUCCAGCUUUAAUGCAGAUCGUUGCAACUCGACUUGGCGUAAUCAACGCUCAAAUGCCAAUAAACAAAUACAGGAUGCACAUUUGCGUGCCAUAUUCUCAUUCCUCACCACCGAGAAUGAUAACUUCGAUGCGGUGCUGACGGAGGAUGGCAUCUCACUUGCCGAUCGCGUGGCUUUCGCUUGCAAAUACUUAUCGGAGAGCAAGUUGGCAGAUUAUGUUAAGCAGUUAAUACAAAAAUCCAUUGAAAGCGGUGACCUAAAUGGCUUGCUGCUCACUGGUGAAUCGCUGGAUGGCAUCAAUAUACUGCAAGCUUACUUGGAUUUAACAUCCGAUGUACAAACAGUCGCGUUAAUAGCUAUCAAUUAUUUCCAUCGAGAACAUUUCGCAGAUAAUCGCAUACAAUAUUGGAUUAGCAGUUAUUUAGAUGUUCUAAACUCGUGGGGCCUUUGGGAGAAACGCGCUGAGUUGGAUAUAAAAAUUGAGAAUCUACGCACCGGUACACGCACCACGCGCAGUGUUUUUCUCUCGUGUAACUUUUGUGGCAAAUCAGUGUCGAGUGCUUUGCAGGAGGAUGCGCGCAUGCGCAGUGCAUCUUCGAAUGUGAAUAAACUUUCCUCCUGCCCUAGUUGCCGCAAACCACUACCGCGUUGCUCUCUAUGCUUGCUACACAUGGGCACUACGCUGAAUAUUUCGCUACCCAGCGAUGCGACCCACGAAAGUUUGGGCUGGCAAUCGAAACCGUUUUCGAAGUGGUUCUCCUGGUGUCAGACAUGUCGACAUGGCGGCCACACCGAACACAUGAUGCAGUGGUUCAAACAAAAUUCUGAAUGCCCUGUUAGCUCCUGCACUUGCCGAUGCUUUGACUUGGACGGCACCGUGCCCAAUGACUUACCCGACUAUUAAUAGCUUUAAUAGGUUUAGACUUUAGCAACAUGAUCCCAAUUAUCUACUCGUUAAUUGGGCUAUGCAAUCCUUAAUUAUUUGUAAGUUUAUACGAAAAUUAAAAGAAAAAUCAAGAA
This is a messenger RNA of Rhagoletis pomonella (apple maggot), 2687 nucleotides long. Its product is annotated as GATOR complex protein MIOS-like. Gene Ontology annotation, biological process: positive regulation of TORC1 signaling; cellular response to amino acid starvation. The transcript is spliced from 13 exons. The record is from RefSeq and is a predicted model, not a curated record. Gene Ontology annotation, molecular function: protein binding. Lineage: Eukaryota; Metazoa; Arthropoda; Insecta; Diptera; Tephritidae. Gene Ontology annotation, cellular component: cytoplasm. Bases 1 to 2571 code for a protein of 856 amino acids.